AUGUUCACCUGCUGGGCGAGCAAUUCAUGCUCGAAUAUGCCCAUCUUCACGCUUCCCCUCACCGGGUUCGCGCUGGUGGCGGUGAGCACGCACAUGGUGCGCCGCGUCUGCCUCGAUCCUAACGCCACCGAGGAGGAACUCGACAAGAUCUGUGAUGAGUUCCUCUGUGAUCUCAAGGAUUUACCCGCGAUGCCGAGCGCGCAGCAGCAUAAGAUCUAUGAAGACGGCAUGAAGCUCAUGGUUGCGGCUUCCUUCCUGCAGCUUUAG
This is a messenger RNA of Phytomonas sp. EM1, 267 nucleotides long. Lineage: Eukaryota; Euglenozoa; Kinetoplastea; Trypanosomatida; Trypanosomatidae. The record is from the annotation of a GenBank genome assembly.